Molecule: messenger RNA, 1361 nt
Organism: Ananas comosus (pineapple)
Lineage: Eukaryota; Viridiplantae; Streptophyta; Magnoliopsida; Poales; Bromeliaceae
Product: transcription factor MYB108-like
Exons: 4
Coding region: 215-1087 (290 amino acids)
Biological process (GO): regulation of DNA-templated transcription
Cellular component (GO): nucleus
Molecular function (GO): sequence-specific DNA binding; DNA-binding transcription factor activity
Source: RefSeq, a predicted model, not a curated record
UUACGGGGUUGAAGUGCAAAAGCUCCUCCGAUCUCCUCACCUCCGACGAACACCCCACCUCGUUCUCUUCCUCUUCCUCCUCCUCCUCUAAACCCUUCAUGAACUCCUCCACGACCAUCGUCUCCGCCGCUCACGACCGUGGCCGCCAUUGUCGACACCUUCACUGGCGACUACUCCCACACCGCCCUCGACAAUGGAGUUAAGCUAAUUAACUAUGGAGAUGGGAAUGAUUUGCAACUCCGCCACUCCGCCGAGCGACCAAGAGGAGAUGGACUUGAGAAGAGGGCCUUGGACUGUUGAGGAAGAUCUUAUUCUUGUUAACUACAUCACUGCUCACGGCGAGGGCCGCUGGAACUCGCUCGCCCGCUGCGCAGGUCUUAAGAGAACGGGGAAGAGCUGUAGGCUGAGGUGGCUGAACUACCUACGCCCGGACGUCCGACGCGGCAACAUCACUCCCGAGGAGCAGCUCCUCAUCCUCGAGCUCCACUCUCGCUGGGGCAACCGGUGGUCUAAGAUAGCGCAGCACUUGCCCGGACGGACCGAUAACGAGAUAAAGAAUUACUGGAGGACCAGAGUGCAGAAGCACGCGAAGCAGCUUCGCUGCGACGUCAACAGCAAGCAGUUUAAGGACUUAAUGCGAUACCUAUGGAUGCCUCGCCUUGUGGAGCGGAUCCGGGCAGCUUCGGGCAAUGGGGAGGUGGAUCACGUGUACCAAAAUAUUGCUCCUUCUAUGAUGGCCGUCGAUCAGAUGAUUGACGGUAACUAUGAUGAUCAGAAUACCGGGCAGGCGAAGCCCUGCCCGGAGGAUUCGAGCACCGCCGGAUCAUCAUCGGUGGAGUCGGCCGGGAUGCAUUUCUCGUCACCGCCGGUGUCUUCUGCUUGUUUCACCGAUUACUAUGCCGGCGCUCCGGGAGGUGAGGAUAAGAGCGGUGACGGGAUCCACACGGCACAAUUUGACGGGAACUGGACGGAAUCACUACCGAGCCCGGGAGGUUAUUCUCACCUGGGGUUACCGGACUUCGAUUUCGGAGGAUGGGGGGAGAAUUUGUGGAGUGUGGAUGACAUUUGGUUGCAACAACAAUAUUAGAAAAUUAAUAAUCAGAAGGGUGAAAAUUGAUUUUAGAAAAAAAAAAAAAAGGAUUGUAAAUUAAGGAUUAAAGCUAGAAAAGCAUAGUGAGCGAAGAUAAAAUCAAGCAAGAGAAACUAGAAGGGAGAGAGAAAAAGUUGGAAAAUUUCCAAUACUUUUCUCGUCGAAUUUUCAUUUCUUGUUUCAUUCUUUUGGUAAAUUUGUACUGAGGUGAAAUUAAUAUUGUAAUCUUAUGUUUCUGGAGCUGUAAUAAGUAUAAUCAUGAGUUGUUUAA